UUUCCGGCUGUUUACGGCUCCUGUCAGCUGUCUGGCGUCUUAUCUACCUCGCAUUAACCUUUUGCCGUAAUAUUUUAAUUCCAAACCGUUUGUUCCCGUUUUGUUAUUAUAUUUUUACAUAUUUUAAAGUUUAAACUUCAGUUUUCGGAACGUGUCACUUCGCAUUUUGUCGCCGUUUGUCUCGUUUUCAAAGUUUUUGUCGAAACUUGACAGACAUUAGCACCACUGCUAGCUGCUAGCCUCCAUCCAACCUUUAAAUAAUCAAUCAGCCGAUCGAUCGGAACCGCAGAAAUGGAUCAAUCAGGACUCGCAGCAGAAACACCCAAAAAACCGUGGGGCCCGGUGGGCCCAGCAGCACCGUCCUGCUCCCUGACAGAUGUGAUGAGUGAACAGCUGGCCUCACAGCUGGAUGAGGAGAACAUCGUCUUCACGUCAGACCCUGCGGGGGACCUCCUGCUGGCCCAGGACUUCCCUGACACCGCCUCAGACCUCAUGCUGGCCCAGAUGCUGCAGAUGCAGUUCGACCGCGAGUUCGACGAUCAACUUCGUCGGGAGGAGAAGAAGUUCAACGGAGACAGUAAAGUGUCCAUCUCCUUUGAGAACUACCGGAUGGUCCACCCGUACGAGGACAGUGACAGCUCUGAGGACGAGGUGGACUGGCAGGACACGAGACGCGACCCGUACAGAGCCGAGAGACCUCAGACGACGCCCAGGAGAGGUUUCAGCGGGAAGGGGAAGAACAUCACCACCAAACACGACGAGGACACCUGCGGGCGCAAGAACACGGCCCGGAUGGAGAACUUCGCUCCAGAGGUCCAGGUUGGAGACGGCUUGGGGAUGGACCUGAAGUUGUCCAACCAGGUGUUCAACUCCCUGAAGCAGCACUGCCACAGUGAGCAGAGACGCAGCGCCAGGCUGCACGAGAAGAAGGAGCACUCCACCGCCGAACAAGCUGUGGACCCUCGGACCCGUCUGCUCAUGUACAAGAUGGUGAACGCCGGGGUUCUGGAGAACAUCAAUGGCUGCAUCAGCACCGGCAAGGAGUCCGUGGUGUUCCACGCCGACGGAGGGAGUCUGGAGGAGCAGCCCGUCCCAAACGAGGUGGCUCUGAAGGUCUUCAAAACCACCCUGAACGAGUUCAAGAACCGAGACCGCUACAUCAAAGACGACUACCGCUUCAAGGACCGCUACAGCCGGCUGAACCCCCGCAAGGUCAUCCGGCUGUGGGCCGAGAAGGAGAUGCACAACCUCACCAGGAUGAAGAAAGCCGGAGUUUCAUGUCCCGACGUGGUUCUGUUGAAGAAACACAUCCUGGUCAUGUCCUUCAUCGGGAAAGACCACGUCCCUGCCCCCAAACUCAAAGAGGUCCAGCUGAGCCCCGAGGACAUGAAGACAGCCUACCACCAGGUGUUACAGAUCAUGCAGCAGCUGUAUCAGGACUGUAACCUGGUCCACGCUGACCUCAGUGAAUACAACAUGCUGUGGUUCGAAGGGAAGGUGUGGCUGAUCGAUGUCAGUCAGUCCGUGGAGCCGACUCAUCCUCAUGGUCUGGAGUUCCUCUUCAGAGACUGCAGGAACGUUGCCACGUUCUUCCAGAGGAGAGGCGUGACUGAAGCGCUGAGCGUCUACGACCUCUUCAACGCCGUGAGCGGCCUGAACGUUCCUGUCGGCGCCGAGGACGAGGCCCAGUUCAUGGCUGAGAUCGUGGCGCUGGAGAAGAGGAACGAGGACCAUGUCCAGAGACGGGGGAAGAAGACGUUCCCCGUGUCCUCGGACGACUCCGAUCCUCCUCUAAAUCCUGACUCCGACGACUAGCUCCGCCCCUCCAUCCACGCUGCGCUGAAAAAUCCUUAGAGGAGAAGAAGCCCCGCCCACUUCCUCCUGGAGGAGGAGCACCUCUUCUGACUGCAGGAGAAGUUUCACCAAACAGGAUCCGAGGGUCCGGCUGAGACCGUCAGUCUUCCUGCUGCAAGUCUGUAUCGUGUGACGACCGGAACCAGAACCUGAACCUUGACCUGCUGAGAAACUAAAAUAAACAACUUUAAUUAUAAUAA
Molecule: messenger RNA, 2054 nt
Organism: Nematolebias whitei (Rio pearlfish)
Lineage: Eukaryota; Metazoa; Chordata; Actinopteri; Cyprinodontiformes; Rivulidae
Gene: riok3
Product: RIO kinase 3 (yeast)
Exons: 13
Coding region: 292-1815 (507 amino acids)
Biological process (GO): protein phosphorylation; maturation of SSU-rRNA
Cellular component (GO): cytosol; preribosome, small subunit precursor
Molecular function (GO): protein serine/threonine kinase activity; ATP binding
Source: RefSeq, a predicted model, not a curated record